This is a messenger RNA of Prionailurus viverrinus (fishing cat), 1597 nucleotides long. It is a transcript of the gene CENPP, whose product is annotated as centromere protein P. Gene Ontology annotation, cellular component: chromosome, centromeric region; nucleus. Gene Ontology annotation, biological process: CENP-A containing chromatin assembly. Bases 271 to 1062 code for a protein of 263 amino acids. The record is from RefSeq and is a predicted model, not a curated record. The transcript has 6 exons. Lineage: Eukaryota; Metazoa; Chordata; Mammalia; Carnivora; Felidae.
GGUGGACUGCUGCGCCCUGGGGCUUCGGUCCGGAGGCCGCCCGCCCUCUCGCAGCCCCGGGACUGCGGGGGGUCAGCUGGGGGCGGGGAGCGCCGCGACGGCCACGAGCCCGGGAACCUGCGCGCGCCCGCGCGCGGGUGGCAGGCCCGGGGCCCCGCUCCCCCGCCUCCCCCGCCGAGCUCCGCGGUGGUCUGCGCCGGCAGCGCGGGAGGCUUGAAGCGCCCGACCGCGCGCGCAGUCCCUCAGGCGGCUUUCCGUCGGCGCGGCACCAUGGACGCUCGGCGAGCGGAGGUCCGCGCUUUGGAAGCCGAGAUCGCCGCCCUGCGGCGCGCAUGCGAGGAGCCGCGGGCGCCGGGGGAAGACACCUCGCGAGCGCGAAAAUCCCUUCAAGAAAUACAUCAGUCAGAUUCUGGAGAAUGGGCCGCUUCAAAAGAUCUGAGAGGUCAUCUUGGACAUUUAGAAUCAGAACUUCUUUUUCUAAGCACACUUACUGGCAUCAAUAUAAUAAAUUACUCCAUGAAAACGGAGGACGUAACAAGCACUGAGAAUACAGAAAAGAGUGUAAAGAAAGUUCUGCAGAGACACAGGUUAUCAGGAAAUUGCCACAUGAUUACAUUUCAACUUGAAUUUCAGAUUCUGGAAAUCCAGAAUAAGGAGAGUUUAUCUUCUGUUAUUACUGACCUCAACAUAAUAAUGGAGCCCACCGAAUAUUCAGAAUUAAGUGAAUUUGUGUCUAGAGCAGAAGAUAGAAGAGAUCUAUUGAUGUUUUUCCGAAGCCUACACUUUUUUGUGGAGUGGUGUGAAUAUCGUAAGUGCACAUUUGAACACUUCAAGAUACACCAACAUCUGAAGAGAAUUGCUGUCCAGAUAUUGCAGCCUAGGAGAAGCUUCUGGGGAGCGCAGCCCUGGGGGGCAGCAGCCUUCUCUCUCCUCCACGGCCCUCCUGUCCUGCUCUCUACCUGCCCCUCGACUGUGUCCGCUUUUAGCACGUACAAGGCAUUUCUGUAUUUAACUUGUCAAGUGGCAUGUAUUUUUGUUGGUGUUUUAAAGAUGAGAAGGUAAAUAAAACAUUUUAGGUUUCAUGUUGAAAAACAGCCACCUUAUCGAAAGCCAGAUAAGGUGGUUUUUUAAAUUGUGUCGUUCUGAAUUAAACUGAUUUUUCCUAUAUAAAAAAAUUGUCUUUCCACUUUUACUUUAUGAUUUUUCUCCUUUGUGAAAGAUCACCACUGGAUUCAUAAAAACAGCUUUGCCGUGUUUUUAACUUAACAGUUGAUGUUCGUUUUGUUAAUCUUCUGAGUCAGGUGUGCAGUAGAAACAGGUUAUGAAGUGGCUGCUUUUACUGUGGACACUGAAGGCCAGAGCUGUUUGAAAGGGAACUGUAGUGUUGAUCUUAGGUACUGAUCUUUCUGAUUCAGGCAGUCAUCAUAAGUGAGAGCGGGCACCCUUGUCAGACAAGGAAUGGACUCUGAGCAGGAGUCCUGAGAAAGGCGAACUUGUCGAGUUCAUUGCCAGACUGGGAGCUUGCAGGGAAGCGCUAGCAGGCUCUAGAUGCAUCUCACUUUGAGGCACCAGCUUCAGGCCACGUGGUAAAGAACAA